CCUGAGGUAAAAAAGUGCUGAAGGCCUGGUAAGAAAAAGGCAUAGACAGAAGGAGGGGUGGCAGGUCAGAGCUGCUGCGGGUAACCAGCAUGAGCUUGCCUGGUAGAAGAACAUGAAAAAACAGAAGAAUAUGCAAACAGUUAAGGGAAAGUGCCAAGAAGACAGACUCUCUGCUGCUGCCCACAAGCAGAGGGACCUGGAGACCAUGCAGCUGAAGCAGAAAAGGGAAAACGAGAAGGAAGAACCUAAGUAG
Pan troglodytes (chimpanzee) is the source of this 253-nucleotide messenger RNA. RefSeq names its product small EDRK-rich factor 2-like. The record is from RefSeq and is a predicted model, not a curated record. The coding region runs from base 113 to 253 and encodes 46 amino acids. Lineage: Eukaryota; Metazoa; Chordata; Mammalia; Primates; Hominidae. The transcript has a single exon.